Messenger RNA from Babjeviella inositovora NRRL Y-12698, 986 nucleotides. RefSeq lists its product as uncharacterized. The coding region runs from base 201 to 887 and encodes 228 amino acids. Gene Ontology annotation, biological process: transmembrane transport; basic amino acid transport. Gene Ontology annotation, cellular component: fungal-type vacuole membrane. Gene Ontology annotation, molecular function: basic amino acid transmembrane transporter activity. The transcript has a single exon. NCBI's taxonomy places the organism in Eukaryota, Fungi, Ascomycota, Pichiomycetes, Serinales. The record is from RefSeq and is a predicted model, not a curated record.
UGACCUCGCUUGGGACUAUCACCUUGUCCGAUGUCGUCUCCUUACGUAAUAGAGGUACCUAUCAGGGUAUCGGUAACUUAUUUUACGGUCUCGGUGCCGCCAGUGGUGGUGGUAUUGUCUCUGACAGAUGGGGAUAGAAGACCGUCUUCGUGCUCCAGGCACCGUGUGCUCUUGUGUCUGCCUGGGUCGUCUAUCGGUACAUGAACUUGCCAAUUGGCUCUCCUGGUUUGGGUGCCCAGGGCACAGAUGUGAAGAAGAAGUUUGCCCGUGUCGAUUUCUUGGGCUCCACCUUGAUGGUAUUGGCUGUCGGGUGUAUCAUGUUAGCCGCAGCCUUGGGUGGUCAGGAAAUCCCAUACAAGAGUGGACCAUUCGCCGCUCUUUUGGCCAGCUUUGUUGUGUUCUUAUCCUCCUUCGUCUAUGUUGAGCUCCACGUAUCUCCAGAACCAACUAUCCCGGUCAGAUUUUUGGCCGACAGAACUGUCUUGUGCUCUUCCUUGGCUAACUGGUUCUACUCCAUGGGCAUUUACGUUGUGUUCUACUAUGUGCCAAUAUUUUUUAGUUCGGUCAUCGGGUUAAACCCUACCCAGAAUGGUAUGCGAUCUAUUUCCAACUUCUUUGGGGGUGCUUCCGGUUCCAUUAUUACAGGGGUCUAUAUGCAGAAGACCGGUAAAUACUGGAGCUUUAGUGCCAUCAUCGGCUUUCUUUCUGUCAUCGGUGUCUUCUUCAUCACCCAGACCCCCUCAUUUAUCUGUUCUCAGGCAGUACCUUGUAAUUGUCUUACCUUCCUUCGGUUAUUCCUCAAUUUUGACUGUCACCUUGCUUGCAUUGAUUUCUGCAGUUCCAGUCACUCACCAAGCUGCCACUACCUCCAUCCAGUACGCUUUUAGAUCCACCGGCUCCACUUUAGGUGUUUCAGUCGCUUCUGCGAUUUUCCAGCAGCUUCUCUCUAAGAAGUUGGCCAGCAGUUUUGACGAUAUCGUCAAGGC